Aegilops tauschii subsp. strangulata is the source of this 1146-nucleotide messenger RNA. RefSeq lists its product as uncharacterized. NCBI's taxonomy places the organism in Eukaryota, Viridiplantae, Streptophyta, Magnoliopsida, Poales, Poaceae. The record is from RefSeq and is a predicted model, not a curated record.
ACCGGUGAGUACACACCAUCCAUUCCCUCGCCCAACUGCAAAGUGCAAACCUCCUCCACAGCGUUAGGCAGCUCACCCUCGACCUUCAAAUUCAAAGCACCUUGCUAAGCCAUGGCUGCCAAGAUCACCGCAUGCUUUACCUUCCUAAAGGAAGCUCUGAUCCUCCCCACGCUAAACCCCAAGCUCUUCGCGCCCGUGCUCCUCUUCUUUGCCGUCACCGCCUUCCUUGACCCCUUGGUCCACGUCGUGUUCGUCCAGCCUCUCGGCGAUGGCAUGGCCAGCCGUCUCACCGAGAUCAACAACACCGACCCCUCGAGCGCCGAGUACGGCAAGCUCGUGGAGAAGUUCAUGGAGACGGAGGAGAUGAAGCAGGUUGGUAAGAGGAUGCUCCGCAUCACCAUCGCCCAGUUUACCGUCGGUCCGGCGCUCGGCCUCGUCAAGCAGAUCCUCGCCCUCUUCGCGGCCUCCACGACCUACUCCGGCGACCGCUACUCUCUAGCCGGGCUCCUGAGCGAGCUGGUCAGCGGGAGGAUCAGCCUGAAGGGCCCUUCCAUCACCAUCGCCGUCGUCGGCGCGCUUGACUUCGCAGGGGCAGUCCUGGCCGCGCUGCGUUAUCACGUGAUAGGCGGCCGCUCGGGGGUGCUCUCCGUCCAGGGUCUCGUCUCUCUCCUCGCGCACCUUGCCUCCCUGUGCUUCACCGUCAUCGCGCUGGUGGGCGUCGCAGCAUCUGUGGCCGACAGCAGGAAGUGCCGCGGCGUGCGCGCGCUCCGGCAGGCGUGGCGGCUCGUGACGCGGGUGAGGAGGAAGGAGGGUCUCGUGCUGGUGCUCGUGGCAUACCUCGGGCCUACAGUUGUGGCUCCGUUGCACAGGUUCGCUCUUGGGUAUUCCAAGAGCAGCAUGGCGGCGUGCUUGUGCUUGAUGGCCGUGUAUGCUCUUCUGUCUGGCGCGCAGCAGCUAUUCUCCUUGGCGGCGGCCACGGUGUACUACUACCAAGCCAUGGAGAACAAGGAGGUAAUCGAUGCCUUGUGGUUAUGCUAAGAUAAGAUUCCUUCCGGGGAAGGAAAUGCACGACCCUCAUUUCGUUUACUGCUAGCGCUAGAGAGAUGAGCUGAUUUCUCGUGUGAUAAUGACAUACGUGCGAUUAUA